GAGAGCUCUUGAGCUUGUGGGCGGAGUGGCGCAAGGAUGUUUAGUUUGUGACGAUAGCAACGUGAAUGAAAAAAUGACGAAAUAACUGUGACAAGGGACAAGUAGCGCUAUAUAUACGUUAGUGCGCAAAAGGGGGAUACCCAUCCAGCUGGCCUCUCACCCUCUGUGACCUCUGGGUAGGCUUGUUCAAAGCACUAUGGGGAACACAAGCAGUGAGAGGGCAGGCAUGGGCCAGGACAAGGCCCACAGAAGGGACAGUCGAGGAACCAAGGAGGGAGACCGUCCUAAAAUCUUGAUGGACAGCCCUGAGGAUGCUGAUAUUUUUCACGGGGAAGACAUCAAGGCACCUUUAGAAAAAGAGGAGUUUAUUGAAUGGAGACCAGACCUGGACACCAAUGAAAAGGAUCCCACCUUGGAUCGACCCACUGUAUUUCGUUGGACUGGAGCUGGAAAGGAAGUCUAUGUCUCUGGCUCUUUUAAUAAUUGGGCCAACAAGAUUCCUUUGAUUAGGAGUCAAAAUAACUUUGUGGCGAUUGUGGAUUUGCCUGAGGGUGAGCACCAGUACAAGUUCUUUGUGGAUGGACAAUGGACACAUGACCCAACAGAGCCUGUGGUGACCAACCAGCUUGGCACGGUCAACAACAUCAUCCAGGUGAAGAAGACAGACUUUGAGGUGUUCGAUGCUCUUAUGGUGGAUUCCCAGAAAUGCUCUGACUUGUCCGACUUGUCCAGCUCUCCUCCUGGGCCAUACCAUCAGGAUGCUUAUGUACCCAAACAGGAGGAAAAAUUCAAAUCGCCCCCCAUUUUGCCCCCUCAUCUCCUACAGGUUAUCCUCAAUAAGGACACGGGCAUCUCUUGUGAUCCAGCUUUGCUUCCUGAGCCCAAUCAUGUCAUGCUUAAUCACCUGUAUGCUCUGUCUAUUAAGGAUGGUGUAAUGGUUCUGAGUGCUACCCAUCGCUAUAAGAAGAAAUAUGUCACAACCUUGCUGUACAAGCCAAUCUGAUCACUGUCUGAUCAUCUGAGAAAACUGACCAAUGCUCCACCUAUAUGAGCACUGUCUAGUUUGGCUUUGUUUAUAUAGUGUGUAUUAUUGUAAAUAUGGAUGCACAGAGAUGCACUUUAGAAAUAUAUUCCACCUUGUUGGGUAUAAAGUAAUCAGAAACUUAGAAAUGCCAUAGAGUUACAGGUGAAUUAAGCACAUAUCUAUUAUUUUAGAUGUUGGUAUACAUUUUAAAGAUGUAACACAAUGGAGACUGGGCCAAAAGUACAUGUUCACAAGUGUUUAAAAUGACUUAAUACUAUGAAGUGUCAAAGGGCAAAGUAGGUAAGAUGUAGAAAAUGACUUUAAAUAGAGCUUGACAUGUUUUGUUCAGUGUUUAAAUGUGACAUGCUUAUGUAGAUAAAUGUUAAUAUAUAUUAGGAAGCAUGUUGAUAUUUUAGCUGCAAACUUUCUCUGUUAUCACUCAGAAAAACACCAGUUAUCAGCUGUUUGUGUUAGGUACCAAAUAUAGAAAAAGGUUUUGAUUCAAAAACUUCUGAGUUAAAGAAAAUAGUUGUUAACUCUAAAUGAUCAUUCGUUUUUUCCUUUUAAUGAAAAUUGAAUUGAAUUGAAUUGAUCUUUUAAACGUUAUUUUCUGUUCUAUUUUUAACUUCUAAAUUUUUACUAGAACAGUAACAACCAUAAAUAUUUAAUUUGUAUUAUGUGUCAUGUUCUAAGGAAUUAAACAAUAACAACAACAAUUUUAAUAAAUUAUUCACCCACUUUUA
This is a messenger RNA of Myxocyprinus asiaticus (Chinese sucker), 1767 nucleotides long. RefSeq names its product 5'-AMP-activated protein kinase subunit beta-1-like. Gene Ontology annotation, cellular component: nucleotide-activated protein kinase complex; cytoplasm; nucleus. The coding region runs from base 197 to 1003 and encodes 268 amino acids. The record is from RefSeq and is a predicted model, not a curated record. Lineage: Eukaryota; Metazoa; Chordata; Actinopteri; Cypriniformes; Catostomidae. Gene Ontology annotation, molecular function: protein kinase binding. The transcript is spliced from 8 exons. Gene Ontology annotation, biological process: signal transduction.